ACCACACCACCACCCGUCUCCACCAUGCCCAAGCGCUCCAACGUCUCCCUCCUCACUGAGGGUGCGGCCUACAUCCAGCGCGCGAAGAAAGCGCGUGCCGAGCAGGUCGAGGAGAUCAAGUUCGACGACACGGCGCGGCGGGAAUAUCUUACUGGAUUCUCGAAGCGGAAAAAGCAGCGGACAGAGGAGCGCAGGCAGCGCGCCAAGGAGCGCGAUAAGGAGGCGCAUAAGGAGGCGGUGCGCAAGGCGCGCAAGGAGCUGCAGGAGCGCGCGGAGGAGAACGAGCGUACAGUGCGCGAGGCGCUUGGGUUGAGUGCAAAGAAGGAAUCUGAUGAGGAGGAGGAAGAGGCCGAGCCCACGACGAUCGAGGCCGAGUUCAGCGACGACGAGCAAGCCGCCACCGUGACGAUUACGGAGGACUUCGAUCCCUCCACUGCCGUGAGGACAUAUGUCGACUCGGAGGAGGAGAGGUCAGGAGAGGAGGGCGAGACCAAGCCCAAGCCCAAGGCAGCCGUGCCGAUCUUGCCCGCAUCCAGUCGUCGUGCCGAGCAGCGAGCGAAGCGCGAGAAGGAGCUGGCCGCUGCCAAGGCGGCUAAGAAGGAGGAGAAGAAGAGCCGGAGCAUGGAGACACCUGCGGAGAAGCGGCGCGGGCGCGAGAUCGACGCGCGCAAGCGACAGAAGAAGAUCGACAAGGACCGCGCACGAGGGAUCGAGCCAAUGCGCCGGACCAAGGGUGCUGGCGGCAAGGGGUCUGGUGGCAAGUCGGGAGGCAAGGGCAAGGGCGCCAAGCCCGCAAAGAGGGGCACGCGGCGAUAGACUCUGUUGUUCAUUAUCUGGUCGUGUCAAUGUGCUUGCAUGCAUGAGUACGUCUUGUAUGCCGU
Molecule: messenger RNA, 881 nt
Organism: Cutaneotrichosporon oleaginosum
Lineage: Eukaryota; Fungi; Basidiomycota; Tremellomycetes; Trichosporonales; Trichosporonaceae
Cellular component (GO): nucleolus
Molecular function (GO): rRNA binding
Source: RefSeq, a predicted model, not a curated record